This is a messenger RNA of Monomorium pharaonis (pharaoh ant), 2725 nucleotides long. Its product is annotated as P protein. The transcript is spliced from 18 exons. Gene Ontology annotation, cellular component: membrane. Bases 1 to 2571 code for a protein of 856 amino acids. The record is from RefSeq and is a predicted model, not a curated record. Gene Ontology annotation, biological process: arsenite transport; transmembrane transport. NCBI's taxonomy places the organism in Eukaryota, Metazoa, Arthropoda, Insecta, Hymenoptera, Formicidae. Gene Ontology annotation, molecular function: arsenite transmembrane transporter activity.
AUGUCGCAAAACGAUAUAAGUGAUGAUGAAACCGGCCUGCAAACGCCACAAGUGUUCCUCAGCGCGACGACUUCUCAGGGUGGCCGUCACAAUUCAGAGGUACAAGCGAUUCGAGUUGAAAUUUUCGCUGAAUCUCUUCAGCGGAUUCCGUUUGUAGUCCUGGGGGUCUAUUGCAAUCUGCGAUAUAAUUCCGUAACAAGUGUCCUCAAAGUUAUUCGCAGCCCAAUCAGUCCCUGCUCCUCUGUUUCGAGCUCCGUGAUAUUCGGACAGAUCCCCGAUGAGGUGCUCCGCGCCUGGGGCCAAUUGCCGGAGGCGAUUCGCCUGGAUCCGAGCUUGGCGGUCUUUCAAAGGGAAUAUGAUCGAAUAGCGGAAAUGAGAUCUCCAAACUACACGAAGAGAGACUGCCUGGUCGUGAACAUGUCUCUCGGGACACAGCCCGUGAUACCGACCAGCACGCAAAAUCAGAGCAACGUCGACGAGGAUGGGCAGGACGUGCAGACGCAGGAGAAGCAGAAACCGUUUUGCCGUUACGUGAAGUUAAUCGUGCUCUCCUGCUGUUGGCUACUGUUCACAGUGAUACUGAUGUUCAAGAACGAAAAGACCGAGAUGAUGCACCAGCUUUCUGUCUCCAGUGGAGACAGCAAAAAUUACCGAAUCAACGAGCACGUUACAAGCAAGCUGAUCAGCGUGACGAUGGAAGGGCCAUUGUUGCCAUUAACCAUUAGAAAUUUACCUGCAAAUUUAUCGACGCAAUAUUUAAUGGUGUGGCUGCAGCUUCUGGUGGACGGGAAAACCAAUUCAUGGCUCUCCCCUACCGAACUGGAGAAUUCGAAGCUGCAGAACGUAAGCGACGUGUGGAUAUUGCCGGUACUGCCCGAAAAUCUGGUGAACAUCUUCCCCGAUCAGAGGUACCAGAAGACCUUCCAAUUAAACGUCGACGUACGGACCCUAUCGCACGGCGUGAUGUUCAUCAAGCUAUGGACGAAUUCGGAGUCAAGUCUUUCGUUUUCGAUAGCUUACAAUCUGUCGCCGAUAGACACCGAUACCGGUAUACCAUACGCUGCUGGUAUCUUGAUCGGUCUAUACGUCAUGAUUAUUUUCGAGGUUGUGCACAGAGCUCUGGCUGCCAUGCUGGCAUCUACAAUGUCCAUCGCGACACUGGCCGCUCUAAACGAGCGACCGAGUAUGGACGAACUGAUCUCUUGGAUAGAUAUAGACACGUUGCUGUUAUUGUUCUCCAUGAUGGUGCUGGUAGCCAUCAUUGCUGAGACUGGGGUGUUCGACUGGUUGGCGGUCUACGCUUACAAAAUAACCAGCGGAAGAUUGUGGCCCCUGAUAAUGGCUCUCUGCUUCUUCACCGCGUUUCUUUCGUCGCUGCUGGACAACGUGACGACCGUGCUGUUGAUGACUCCGGUAACCAUUAGAUUGUGUGAAGUGAUGGAGCUGAACCCGGUGCCAAUCUUAACCGCCAUGGUGGUUUAUUCCAACAUCGGAGGUGCCAUGACACCGGUCGGCGAUCCGCCGAAUGUCAUCAUCGCUUCCAAUCGAGACGUUAAAGAUGCUGGAGUGAAUUUCGGUACGUUUUCGUUGCACAUGAGCAUCGGCGUGAUACUGGUGUUGAUCAUAGUCAGCGCGCAAAUUCGUUACAUUUUUCGAGACGUCACGGUCCUCAGAUUCGACGAGCCACAAGACGUACAGGAACUGAGGCACACAAUCGCCAUUUGGCAACGAGCGGCGGCUAGUCUGUCCAAUUACAGCAAGGACGAGAAUUUAGUGAGAGAGACGUUGCUGAAGAAGGUGCAACGUCUGUUGUCGCAGCUGAAGAAGAAGCUGAUUACGGGGAGCGCGGCGUUAGAAAAGUACAAAACCACGCUCGAGGAACUACAAGAAAAGUAUCCUAUUAGGGACAAGUGGUUGCUAGUGAAAUCGGGAUGCGCGCUAGCCUUCGUGAUCACGCUUUUUUUCCUACACAGUCUGCCUCAUUUAAAUCUGUCUCUGGGCUGGAUCGCUCUGAUCGGCGUGUUACUGCUUCUAAUAUUGGCCGAUAGUGAGGACUUUGACGGUCUCAUGGCGCGCGUCGAAUGGAGCACCCUGAUAUUCUUCGCGUCCUUGUUCAUCCUCAUGGAGGCUCUCUCGCGUUUGGGUCUCAUCAUGUGGAUUGGCAAAAAAACCGAGGCUUUCAUUCUAACGGUCAACGAGGAGUCCCGAUUAGCGGUUGCUAUAUUGCUGCUGCUUUGGGUGUCGGCUCUAGCUAGCUGUUUCGUCGACAACGUGCCGCUCGCUACCAUGAUGGUGAGAAUCGCAACGAAUCUCGCCCAAAAUCGCGAGCUCGAUUUGCCUAUGCAGCCUCUAAUAUGGGCACUGACGUUCGGAGCUUGUAUGGGAGGAAAUGGAACUUUGAUUGGAGCUACUGCCAACGUUGUUUGCAUGGGUGUCGCGGAACAACACGGCUAUAGAUUCAGUUUCAUGCAAUUCUUCAGGGUAGGAUUUCCUAUCAUGUUAACGAGUACUAUGACAAUUAUGGUCUAUCUGAUGAUUGCCCACGUCAUCUUCGCCUGGAAUGGAAAAUAAAUAACAAGGACAUAUGCAUGAGGAUCUGUUUAAUGUACAAGAAACACAAUGGUACUUGUACUCAUAAAUAUAUACUUGUUACAUAAUUUUUUAAGAGCGGAAUAUUCAUUAACGCAACAUUACCGAACGUAAAUAAAGAACAUAAUGAACGAUA